Messenger RNA from Rhopilema esculentum, 4716 nucleotides. RefSeq lists its product as uncharacterized. Lineage: Eukaryota; Metazoa; Cnidaria; Scyphozoa; Rhizostomeae; Rhizostomatidae. The record is from RefSeq and is a predicted model, not a curated record.
AUGGCAAAACCUCUUUAUUUUUGCUCGAUUCCACUGUUCGUGUUACUUGCGUGCCUAAUGCAGUUUCAUGUUGUGGCAAGUCAAGGAUUGAAAGAAUCAAAGACUUAUUAUAUACGUCACUAUCACGGAAAGUGUCUCGAGUAUGAUGUGGUACGUCAAGUGUUUAUUUACGGGUUGGUGUGCCGUGAAAAGUUUGAAUGGCAAGGAGGGGGAAAAAUCAUCCACAUUCCAACAAGGAACUGCCUUUCUGUCAAUUCAACAACCGAUGGCAGCUUUCUGUCUCUAUCCAGCAAUUGCAGUAACACUGACAGUCUGUUCAAGUAUGACCAAGGUACUGGUGUGCUUAGACACCUGUUGUCAAGCAAAUGCCUACAUCCAGAAAGCGGAGUCGUUGAUCCUGUGGCAACGACAGCAGUUAUUCUAAAAACAGGCUGUAACGGGAACACCAGUCGAUACUUCUUCAGAAGGAAUGCUCACUAUAUCAUCCGGCAUUUUGGUGGACUAUGUUGGAUCUACCAAGCGAGUAAAAAUUUGAUCAGACUAAGCAAUCCACUUGCCUGCGAUCGUUUCGAGUACAUAAAUGAUUUCCGCCUGAGGCAUGUUCAAACUGGUAAAUGUGUCAUUUUCUCAGCUUACCACAUAAGAUUGACUGCCAAUUGUGCUUUAACAGAGACAAUAUACAAACCUCUUAACAACUCACUUCUAAAGCAUGGAGAAACCCGAUGUGUGCAUCCAUACAAUGGAUUGAUCGAUCCACCAGUAGGCAAUUCGCUUGUUUUAUACGAUGAUGGCUGUAGCGAUGAAGAUCGUCUGAGGUUCUAUUUCUACGAUGAUUCAGACAUUCUGAAAGUGAAGAUCCUAUCAGAAAGUUGCAGUGAUAUUUCAAGCACCGACUGUCAGCUUAGCCGAGGUCAUUUGCAGGUUAACGGACACCAAUACAGUUUGAGCAGACGCGGAAUCAAUCUCGUUCUUUUUGACUAUCGCAGUGGGAUCUAUGAAAAGAGGGAGUCAUACGAUAUCUUUGAAGUUCCCAGCACCAGGACAGACCUCACUGCCGUCUUGAAUAGCUUACCUCCAGGAAAGAUUCUCUUUAUGGCAGCAUGCGAUGCAGUUGUUAUUGACAGCAAUCUUGCAGAGGCAUUACAGAAAGUUGGUGUGUCUGCUACUUUUGCAACCUCGCCUGCCCCGGCAGAACGAAUGUCACUUGCCUAUGUUGGCUAUACAGGGCCGGAGAGAAAACAUUGGGAGAAAUCAGUGAACAAAAUUGGAGGCACAGGGGCCUCAACCCUUGAAGUUACGAUCAACCCUUUCACUGAUCGGAGUGGAUAUGGUGAUUGUUCCGAUGAGCUAGGGUUGCGAACCUGGAAAAUCCCAGAUUCUAGCUUUUAUGCGAAAUCUUAUUGGGGCAAUGACGCGAAUCACAGGCCUUUAUUUGGGAGAUUGCAAAACAUUAGUGCUGCUGGUUGGUGCUCAUUUGCAAACACAGCAGUGUCUGAGUAUUUGCAGGUGGACCUUGGAAGAGUGAAGCUUGUAAGUGGCGUUGCUAUACAGGGGCAUAGCACUAAUCCAGACAAUGUUGCUACAAAAUUUAAAGUUGAAUUUAGUGAGGACGGUGUUAAUUGGCAAAAUUACCAAGAUGAUCCAAGUUCUAUAAAAGAGUUCGAUGGUAUUGGGGCUACAGGUGUGCAGCUUGGUGAAACUAGGGUUAACUGGAUCCGCAAUACAAAAUCAAGAUUUAUAAGAGUAGUUCCAACAGCAAGAAAAUCAUUAGUGGACAACAUUAAUUGCUUAAGGAUUGAGUUGUUUGGAUGUUCCAUUCCUGCGAGUUCUCCAAGCGUUAACUGGUCUCAGGGUCCCAAUCAGUAUAUAAAUAAGCACUACAAGGGAUCAAUAUCAGCAUUUGCUACGAUAAAGAACAACUUAAAGGUUGGUAUAUCAACUGCGGAUGAUAACAGUACUCUAGCAAAGAAUACCCAGCAGAUCCAUUUCACAAAAGUGAAUGCAUCAAUUACGUUGGGCGAUGGAACACGGUUGAAAGAGAUCGGGAAAUUUUCCAUGGUAACAGACGAUCUAAAGAUGGACACAUCAGCCUUUACCAACAUUGAUGUCGAAGAGGAGGAUUGUUAUAAAUUUGAAGCUGACUUUGCUGGAAAGGUUUUGGACGCGAAACUCCCCACAGGAUCUCGUCAGUUUGUUGUGAGCUUAGAAAGCAAUGAAAGUACGGUUCUUUAUGUUACAGAUAUUCACGUUCAAAGACAAGAACCGGACCAAAGCAGUCUCCAGCUCAAUGUGACCUAUGAGGACACCAACACGUUUGUAGAUAAAAGCUAUAUGAACAUGAAUUUCUCAGUUUCACAUUUGGCGGGAGGCAGUCACUCAAAGGCAUAUAGAGUCAUUAUUAUGAUGUACUACAAUGCUCAGUUUCUUCAGUUGAAUUCAUUCGACUUUUUAAACACGGAACGCUUCGACCUACCUCCUUCUGUAAACGAGACCAAGCCUGGCUCGGUUAUGAUUCAAACUGAUACACUUGGUUUAUCAAAUACGCAGCAUUUUUCAAUUGUUUUCCAAGUCAACAAUCCAAAUUCUAUAAAAAGAGGGGAAAAUUGUGCUGGGAAUAUCAUAUUCGAUUUUACAUAUGAGAACAAUUUGAAAACGUUCAAUGGAGCUGUCAACUCAACUUUGAAUAAGCUGAUGCCAUAUAAAUGCGAGAUCGACAAAACCAAGGAUAUCAGAUGGCAGUCGGCUCGAUUGCCGUCUCCUGAAUUCAGCAUAGUUUAUGAUGAAAUGAACCAGCAUUUAGUCUUCUGCUAUCAAAAAAAGACGUACAUGACAAGGAACUUUGCCUUUUGCUUUUCACACGACAAAAGUACCUCUUCUUGGAAAAGCAUCCCAAACAUAUCAGCAGUGAUGGCCGUUGAUGUUGAAAAACGGAUUCUUUAUGGAGUGGAGAGGCUGGGAAAGUCAUACAUUAUAUCCAAUUACCCAUAUACUGUGUUCAAUCAAAUCGAAGAUUCUGAAUGGGCAGCCGUGAAAGAUCAGCCACAGUUGAGAAGAUCCAAGACAGCGAAUUCUGUUGAUCUUUUACCCUCACAUGCAGGUUCUUUUUGGACUAUUUCUGCAUCUGGCCAACAAAUUUGGAUGGCAACAAACAGUGGUCUGCAUAAGCACACAGAUGUAGGGUGGAAAAGAGUUGCUGGCUUUGCUUAAUUUAAAGUCUUACUUCUUGCACUUUCAGUGAGAGCAGGGAUGGCGCCAGAAGAAAAAGCUGGGGGGGGGGGCUGUAAUGUCAGAGUGCCGACAGUGAGUGAACCACCCACAAAGAUAUAUAACAUAUCAUCAUUUCCGCUGUGGUAAUUCUAGCUCAAAAAAUGAAAAAUAAAUUGAAAAAAAUCAAACAAUGAAUUUAAAUGGCUCAAUCAAUUUUUGGGGGGCUCCUGCCCCCCAAGCACCACACGGUGGCGUCGUCCCUGAGUAAGAGCAUACUAAAGGAGCGUUUUAAGUUCCCACUUUAAAAUAAAAUAAAUUCAUAGAAUCUGUAAGUCACGGUGGAAAGUUUGAUCGGGGCCAUGAAGUUGAACACCUAUUGUAAAUAGACGACAGUCACUAUAGACAUGUAUUUCGAUACAAGACAGGACAACAGACAUUCUAUAAGUGGAAAAACGUCCUGAAGUAGAGACUUUCCCAAUAGAAUUGAAAAACGGACAAAUGUUAGGUUCCUCCAGAGCCUUUUAUCAUUAAACUCUAGAAAUCGGGCACCUCCAUAAAAAUGACAGAAAGUUGGUCUUAACUGGUAUCUGCGAGGUGAAGAUUUCCAUUGUAGCCCAAUAAAGUCAUGUGCCAUGAGCGAGGCUUUAAUCAAACUGUCUUUCAAAAUUCUUAUGAUGGCAUCUGUAGAAAAUUGUUUCAUUGAAAAUUAUAUUAACACAAAAGUCGGAACAUUGCAAGGAGUCAGAAAAGAACAAAUUACCAAGUGACAUUUCUGUUACAGAUUCAAUAAUGGCGUAAGAACGUUUUUGAGAUGACGAAAAAAAACGUUCUUUGAUUAGCAAAAUUGAAUGUUCUUUGAUUGUAAUGUUGUUCUUGCUCUGCGGUUUUCCUACAUUUGUUCGAUAUUUGGAUACUUAUAUUUCUUGAUAUAUAUGUGAAAGAAAUUUUUUCCUAAGGUGUCAUUGCAAGCACAUUAUUCAUAAACAUUUAUAGGCUGCAUAGAAGCACCAUUGAAGUUGGAUUGUUUAAAAUCUCAAUUGGCAAAUAAGCUAGAUGUUUUUUUGUGUGGUGACAACACAUACCCCUAUAAUACGGUAUUCCAAUGAAUUAUAAAAAAGCCUCCAAGUCAUGCGAAUUGAAAUGAGUUUUGCUCGUCUAGUUAAGUCUCGUCUAGUUGCUUUCAGGUAAGUCUAAGGUAAAAAGGUUAUCCAGAAUUUUGUGCAUUUAAUUCUUGACAAGUAUCCAUGUCUUCAGAAUUGCCAACUUACAUUUAUGAAUGGGGAUUAACGAUGUCAGAAACGAAAUCCUUUUGGGUGAAUUAACAUACUUUAUUGCCUUUCUGUAUUUAAUUGCAUAGAUAUAAUAAUUGUAUCUGUUUUGAUUUAUUCAAAUUUGUGAACACGACCACAGCAAUGUUAUUUUAAUUUGAUUUUAGUUGGUGUUACAGCUUGCAAAAAAAUUCACUAAAUUUAGAUAUUUACGUCUUCUUAAAGGCGUGUUUUAUUUAUC